Molecule: messenger RNA, 1085 nt
Organism: Dentiscutata erythropus
Lineage: Eukaryota; Fungi; Glomeromycota; Glomeromycetes; Diversisporales; Gigasporaceae
Source: the annotation of a GenBank genome assembly
CAUAUAAGGCAGCUAUUGCAUUAAGACAAGCAAGAGCGCAAAAUAAUACAUUAGCUAUGUUCAUUGUUUCUUCAAGUUUUAGUGCUAGAAUUUCAGAUAUAUUAGGCCUAACAUCAGUAUCAUGUAAUAUUAAACGAACAAAACAAACAAAUACAUCCUUAGAUACCUACUUUGUUAUUCGUCAGUUAUCACCUACUAAGCAGAAUGAAUUUCAUUAUCGACUUCUUUGUAUAAUAGUCAAAAAUAGUCUCUCAUUUUGGUUUACUGAAACCAGAACUUUUCAUGAGUUUGUUGCUUUCUUUAAUACCACUGUUAAAAUUUCAAGUCGACAAAUGUUGAGCAAAAGAAUUCUUAAAGAAUAUGCUAAAAAAUUAGAAACUUCUCAAGUUUCUGCUCUUUUAAAAACACAAGAACCAGUUACUAUUAUGUUUGACAGAUGGAAGAAUGUAUGUGUAAGUGGCACUAGUCAAAAAACAGAUAAUAUAUUAAACACAAUUUGCGCUUUUUUAGAAUAUGCAAAAACACAAACUCUAAAUGUAGUUGUAAUGGUAACUAAUAGUGCAUUGUCUUAUGCCCUCAGCAUGUUUAAUAAUACUCUUGAAGCAAUUUCAGAAGAACAUAAUAAUGUACAAGAUAAGGUGGCAAAUAACGUAGUUGGGCUUGCACUACUGCAAUAUUGGGAGUUCGCUGCACUGAAUCUAAAAGAAAUCGGCAUAGUUGUACAAAGGCUAUUCAGUAUUAAAGUUAAUUCAGCUUCAUGUGAAAGGCUUUUUUCUUGCAUGGGUAGUUUUAUAGUUCUCAACGAUGUCAUCUUAAGGAAUCAAAUUAUAAGUUUAGCUAAUUAUAAUAUACAAGUAUCUUCUCAUGAACAAUCAAAAUCUGGCACAAUUAAUCUCAGUGAUAUUGUAAAUAUUUCAAUGCUUGCCAAUAAUAAAAAUAAUAGUGAAAACAUGACCAAAGAGAUUAAUAAUGAGAAAAAUGAUAAUAGUGCACAUAAUAGUGAUAAUAACACAGACAAAGACCUGACUGAUGAAGUUGAAAAUGUCGAAGCAACCCAAUAUAAAAAUGUCGAAGCAAUACAAUAG